Arabis nemorensis is the source of this 360-nucleotide messenger RNA. The record is from the annotation of a GenBank genome assembly. Lineage: Eukaryota; Viridiplantae; Streptophyta; Magnoliopsida; Brassicales; Brassicaceae.
AUGAAGAACGCCCAUUUGCCAGAGGAAUCCAAGGAACCAAUCUCUCCUGGAUCUUCUCACCGGAAUCACGAGAAGCAAUGCAAGGCGGCCACGGCGACAUGUUUGCCGGAGACGACUGUGUUGUCGGGACGAGAGAGGCUAAAGAGACACCGAGAAGAAGUUGCCGGAAACGUUCCGAUACCUGAGAGUUGGGGGAAAGAAGGAUUGCUUAUGGGGUGGAUGGAUUUCUCGGCCUUCGACGCUGCUUUUACUUCGAACCAGAUUGUCUCUGCUCGAGCUGCGUUAAUGGCCGACGCCGGAGAUGAUGCCGGAGCUAGAGGAAGUCGGUCUCAACGGCUCCGGGUUGAGAGCUCUUGUUGA